Cladophialophora immunda is the source of this 3719-nucleotide messenger RNA. RefSeq lists its product as hypothetical. NCBI's taxonomy places the organism in Eukaryota, Fungi, Ascomycota, Eurotiomycetes, Chaetothyriales, Herpotrichiellaceae. The transcript has a single exon. The record is from RefSeq and is a predicted model, not a curated record. The coding region runs from base 705 to 3617 and encodes 970 amino acids.
UGACAAUUCUCUCUCUUGACAUGCCCUUUCAAUCCUCGUAUCAGCCAUCAACUGGCCCCCGACUGCUCGAGUCAAUGAUAUUCCGGGCUGCAAUUGCCGAAACAAUUUCCUCCACUUUCCCGAGUAAGGCUGAGUGUCGAUAGGCAGCAAGCUACUCUCCUCCUCCCACCAGAAAGCUCCAGCCCUAAAAUAUGGAAGCAUUGGCCGCCUUCGGGCUGGCAUGUAACGUCAUCCAGGUUGUUGAUGCUUCCUGGAAAGCCUACGAGAUCUACACCCAAUUUCGCGAACGUGGCACGACAGCCAGAGCAGACGAGCUGCGACACAGCGCCCAGCACCUGGUGAAAUGCAACAAGUCCCUUCAGGAUUCGUUGUCAAAUGCUCCAAAGUUCCCGCUCCUACAAAGUGGGGUGGAUCUUAGCGAGUUGAGCAGAAAUUGCAUCCAGUCUGCAGAAGAGCUCGAGAAAGAGCUCGAAAAGAUCAAGGUUGGACCGGGAUCAAGUCGACUUUCCACCUGGGGCAAAACUAUCAAAGCCAAAUGGAAAUCAGAGCGCAUCGAAGCGUUGAAACGCAAAGUCGACGAGUACGCCGGUGUGUUGGACUCCACGAUUCUAGUCCACCUGAGGUAUGUCUCCUACAAGCGGUUGAGCGCACAUCAUCAUUAGAACGCCACCAUUCAUCAAACUAUUCAUAUUUGGCCAGGAAUUAUGACGGCCGCGCGUUUAUGUCUACUGACGGACUCUUCUAGUCAAAAUCUGGGCACUCUGGCAGCGCGACAGACAGACAUCCUGACUCAGCUAGACGACUGGCAGCGGAAAAUCUUUGCAGAGAUCAACGCCGGUAACACUGUGGUUACAAAUCUCAUUAACACAAGUGCCGAAGACGUGAAAGCUCACACGACGCUAGAGCAUAACCUCACCAGGCUUCACAUCGAAACAAAACUUGACGAUUUCUCAGACACUCAGAAAUUACGGGCCAAAUAUGACAGUUUCAUGGAAAGCUUGUAUUUCCCAGCGAUUAACCAGCGACAGGAUAACAUUGAAGACGCACAUGUGAAGACCUUUGAAUGGAUCUUCGACGAAACUGCACAGAGGGAAAGACCAUGGGACAGUUUCCUCGCGUGGACUCAAGAUGAUAAUCCGAUAUAUUGGGUCCUUGGUAAGGCGGGUAGCGGCAAGAGUACUCUGAUGAACUUUCUGGUCCAGGAUGCCCGAACUCGAGCAGCAUUCGAACGUAAAUUCGCCGAUGUACAUCCACUCAUCAUCGCUUUCUUUUUCUGGGAAGCAGGGGUCGAUCUACAGAAGAAUCAAUUGGGCCUUCUGCGUUCUUUAAUCUGGAAAACCCUGGACUCGAUGGAUGCUACUGUCGCAAUUCACAUCUGGUCGAAUAUCCUCCAGAAGGUCUCGCCACCAAUGCCUACUGUUUGGACUCAAAAGCAAUUACUACGUCUUCUUCAGUCGCUGGUCCAAGCUGUACAGAAUCCUAUUUGUCUCUUUCUUGACGGCCUAGACGAAUUUCAAGGGUUAGAGGACCAGUUUGGUGCCUUACGAGAUAUCAUUGGAGUUUUCCGAGUCCGUCAACAGACAAAGAUAUGUAUGUCAAGUCGGCCAUCCACCAGUCUGGAAUCGCUAUAUACGCCCUGCCCAAAACUCAAGCUUCAAGAUCUUACUGAGCCCGAUAUAACGCUGUAUGUCGAAGACAAACUUGUGAAAAGUGUGUCGGCCGAGAAUGCUCCCCGGCUUCCUACUCUGGCAUCACAGGGGAUGUCCAGUCUAAUUGACAAGGUUGUGUACGAGGCGGAAGGUGUUUUCUUAUGGGUUCGCUUGACGGUCGAAUCUCUCAUUCGAGGCAUCAGGAAAGAUGACGACUGGCAGACGUUAAUGAGGCGGCUGGAGCAAAUGCCGCAAGGGAUUUUCAAUCUCUACGAACACAUGUGGAAGCGUUCGGCACUUGAUCACCCUCUCUACGCUAGAGAAGCUGCAGCGUAUCUACAAUUCGUCCGAAAAUUUCCUGGUCAUUCGUUGAUCGAAGUGACGAUUGCCUGCGACGAAAGGAUCCAAGAAAUAUAUCUGGACACACCGGCAAGAUGGGACUUGGGAAGCUUUGGAGAAGGAUUAGAUCGUGAAAGAUUGACAAGAAGAAUCCUCACACGCUGCGCAGGAUUUCUCGAAAUACAUCACCGGGGUCUUGAGGAAAUCGAUGAGGGCAGUGAUGAGGAAAGGGAACAGAGAGUGAAUGAGGAUCAACUUUGGCGGCGUGAACUGGAGAAGACGGACCUCGGGCGACACCCAGGCACCAUCAACAGACUCUUUGAGAUUCAGACAAGUCACCGGAAGUGGUAUGUGUCGUUUCUGCACCGGUCUGCCCUGGAAUAUCUUCAGACCGAGUCAGGCAAGCAAUUGCUCCAAGCCCAACCACUGUCGAAACACGAACUCUUCAUAAGGCAGUCUAAAUCCACUCUUGUUCUGAUCCUACUGGGCGCAAUAGACCUAGGGCCAAACCUGGAAGAAGGGAUGGAAUAUAUUCCAGACCAUUCUCUAUUUCGAGCUUAUCUGGAUACCGAUACCGGAGUCGCCUGUGCAAUGUUUGUGCAGCUGGAGGAAAUACUCACGAAACUCAAAUUCCUGGGGAUUUGGAAGGAAAGGCAAUCAACGAGAAGCGAAGAUCCUUUCCAGGCCGACUCGGAAGAACUGGAUUUUACUAAAGCUUUUCUUCAAUUCGGUCAUCCAGCCUACACCAAGCACAAGCUGGAGACUUCGGGCUUGAUUCAUGACAGAAAUUACUUGACUGGCCUCCUUCGCGCCUGCAUUGGCAACCUGAGGAUAGAAUGCCCUAGGCCCGCCUAUUCAAACGCAAUUCUAUUGCUGGAACUGGGGGCUGAUCCGAAUUCAACGUUAUUUCCAAUCUCCUAUAAGCGUGAUUCAAUGCGCCUCUGGACGAUCUGGACAGUCACUCUCAUAAUUAUGUGGGUGACCAGAAGCUACGAUCUCCAUGCUUCACAGCAACUUCUGUCUGCUUUCCUCAAGGCUGGGGCUGACCCGAAACCAUGGCUUCAAUGUUUGUUUAUCAGAAACUCUGGUUCCUUCGGGCAUGAAAAUACCCUCGAGACCUCGAAAAGGCCAUUCGCGCUGUUGCGGGCCAAGGCAUGUGAUCUUAUCCCGCUCGGUCCAGAAACCUCGAUGGCAGAUCUACUGCGCCAAGAAGGCGCGAUCAGCGAGAAACGAACCUUGGUCGCAUUUGCACCGCCAAACACAUGGUGCACAUUGGCAUCAGAGAACCUUGAAGUGGAUAAUCAGUUUCUACCAGGGACACCGUCCUUUUUCAAGUUCUUCCAGAGCCUUCGACUUUACUACCGGGGAUCUACGUAUGUCGCGCAUGAUCGCGACAAUCCGAGAUUUUUUGACAAUGGAAUCGACGCUCUACGCGCAGCGGGCUUUUCUGACGAAGAAAUCCGAGAGCUUCCAAUCCCGCAGACGAUAUGGGAGGGCCAUGAGAAAGCAAGAGGCGAAAUCCACGAGAUGAACGCUGAGAGAUUUAAUGACUUGCUACGACAAUGGGACUUUGGAAAUGAGUCGGACUCUGAUAGUGCAGAAGAAUGGCACGAGGAGGAUCAGUCAUAGUAAUAGAAAACCGGAAAGUUGAGGAAAUGUGAGUAUGAAUCCGUGAAAAUGUUGUUGAAGCUAUGUGAAGCGGGCCGCUUGUUUCAACAGUUUUGGUCAGAC